Molecule: messenger RNA, 990 nt
Organism: Lathyrus sativus (Indian pea)
Lineage: Eukaryota; Viridiplantae; Streptophyta; Magnoliopsida; Fabales; Fabaceae
Source: the annotation of a GenBank genome assembly
AUGGCGGAGAAACUUAUGCAAGCAGUUCAGUACGAUUCCUAUGGCGGAGGUGCAUCUGGAUUGAAGCAUGUUGAAGUUCCUGUUCCAACUCCAAAGGACGAUGAAGUUUUACUCAAAUUGGAAGCAACUGGCAUUAAUCCGGUUGAUUGGAAGAUUCAGAAGGGUGCUCUUCGCGCAAUGCUUCUGCCGGGAAAAUUUCCCCAUAUACCCUGCACUGAUGUAUCAGGAGAGGUAGUAGAGGUUGGACAGCAAGUGAAGGAUUUUAAAGCUGGUGAUAAAGUUCUUGCUAAACUAUCAACUCAAUAUGGAGGUGGACUAGCCGAGUUUGCGGUGGCCAGCGAGAGCUUAACAGUUGCCAGACCAUCUGAAGUUUCAGCUGCUGAUGCUGCAGGUUUACCUGUAGCCGGUGUCACAGCUCAUGACGCGCUCACAGAGAUUGGAGGAAUUAAGCUUGAUGGGAGCGAUCCCAAGAAUGUUUUGAUAACUGCUGCUUCAGGCGGUGUAGGUCUUUACGCAGUUCAACUUGCCAAACUAGGAAGCAACCAUGUGACAGCCACUUGUGGCGCUCGCAACAUUGACCUCGUUAAGGGCUUAGGUGCUGACGAGGUUCUUGACUACAAAACUCCAGAGGGAGUAUCUUUAAAGAGUCCGUCUGGUAAGAAAUACGAUGCAGUGAUAAAUUGUGCUUCUGGAAUACGAUGGUCAACUUUUGAUCCUAAUUUGGCUAAAAAUGGAGUUGUUGUGGAUUUAACACCUAGCCCAAGAUCAAUGUUUACCUUUGCCAUGAAGAAACUUAUGUUUUCGAAGAAGCGGUUGGUGCCUUUUGUUGUAUCUAUCAAAGCCGGGGGCUUGAAACAUCUUGCUCAGUUAGUGAAGGAUGGAAAACUGAAGACAAUUAUUGACUCCAAGUUUCCUUUGAGCAAAGCUGAAGAUGCUUGGGCUAAGAGCAUUGAUGGCCAUGCUACUGGAAAAAUCAUUGUAGAACUAUAG